AUGAGGGUCUCCAGACCGAUUUUCUUCACCUUCUUCCCUGUACUUGCCUUUGCUCAUAUUGAUAAUCUUAAUGCUCGCCAUAAUGCUAUUCUAAACGCCCGUGCUUCCGCAUCGUCUGGAUCGUCUGUACCACCUGCUGCAUCUGGAAGUCCUGUUGCAACUAGUGCGCCGGCAUCUCCUCCUCCUCCACCACCACCACCACCUCCUCCUCCACCUCCUCCGCCCCCCACUGGGGCAUCAACCUCCCCAUCAAGCAUCGCCACCGGAGUACCCGCCUCCACUUCCACCUCUGUCUCAGCAACACCCACUCUAAGCUUCACCCUUGCGGCUACAAACCCGACAGCUGUACCCUUGUCUGAGAUUAAUUCGGCACAAUCCAGUGUUGCCCAGAUCAUCUACACGUCUACUGCAGCUUUCGGAUCGACCCCAACGUUUUUGCCAGGCGCACCUCCUCUGCCGAGUCUUACGGCGCUACCCCUUCCUGCUGAUAGCUAUCCGCCCGUGGACCAUGUACCUCCAACAGAUUCUCCAGAGGUUCUACAGUGGAUUCAAGAUGUCAAAAAUUCAGGUGUCGUUAUUCCAGACUUCGCUCCUACCGAUCCAAGUGCUGGAUGCGGAGGUGUGAACGCGGCUGCUGCAGCUGAUACUUCUCGGUGCUGGUGGUCGUGUGGUGGAUGCAAUCGCACGAGCGACAUUACCCAAUGCCCUACACCUAUGGACUGGGGGUUGACGUAUGAUGAUGGACCCGCGCCAUACACCCCGAACUUGAUCAACUAUUUGGACGAACAAAAACUGAAGGCUACAUUCUUCGUCGUUGGUUCCCGCGUCUUCCAACACCCGAUCAUGCUUCAGAGCCAGUACAUGGGACAGCAUCAAAUCUCGGUCCACACCUGGAGUCACGCUGCUCCCCUUACCAGCUUGACAAACGAGCAGGUUAUUGCAGAGCUGGGAUGGUCCAAGAAGAUCAUCAAAGAUGUUCUGGGUGUCACUCCCAAUACGAUGCGCCCACCUUAUGGUGACAUUGAUGACCGUGUCCGAGCCAUUUCGUUGGCAAUGGGCCUCACUCCCAUCAUGUGGACCCGUGUCAGCGCCGUGUCUGCUUUUGACACCGGCGAUUUCUUCAUUGCCGGCGGAGGAACUUCCGUUCAACAGGUUCUGCAGAACUGGGAAGAUAUUGUGGCCAAUGCCAAUACUAUGAACCACGGCUUCAUCGUUCUCGAGCAUGAUCUGUUUGAACAAACUGUGGAGGUUGCCACAGGUUAUAUCCUUCCGGACGCCCUUAACCGCAAGCCUGCUUUCAGCAUCAAGCCUGUCAUCUCUUGCCUAGGAAAGACUAUGGCUGAUGCAUACAUCGAGACCAACCUUAACAACACCAAUCCUCCACCGCUGUCGGCAGCUGUAUCAGCUGGAAUUUUCACUACCACUCCUGUCGUUAGCUCAUCAGCUCCCACAGGCACAGCGAAGGGUGGGUCUGACGCAGGAGGUAAGGAUGGGACUAAUUCGGAUAAUUCAGGAAAAUCUGCAGCAAAUGCACUCAGCGUUCCUUCUGUUCUUGGUGGGGUUUUGUCUCUCGCUGGGCUGGUUAUUGGCUUGCUACUAUAG
Psilocybe cubensis is the source of this 1602-nucleotide messenger RNA. RefSeq lists its product as uncharacterized. The record is from RefSeq and is a predicted model, not a curated record. Gene Ontology annotation, molecular function: chitin deacetylase activity. Gene Ontology annotation, biological process: carbohydrate metabolic process. The coding region runs from base 1 to 1602 and encodes 533 amino acids. NCBI's taxonomy places the organism in Eukaryota, Fungi, Basidiomycota, Agaricomycetes, Agaricales, Agrocybaceae. The transcript is spliced from 6 exons. Gene Ontology annotation, cellular component: membrane.